GCUUAUGAAUUUAACGGAUGCUUGGCUUUUGUUAGGGUAGAAAAAUAUUCAAGUGGGAAGUUCAAACGAGUAUAUGGAUAUAUGAAACAUUCAGAGGCUUGUCACCGGGCAUAUCCGUUAAAGAGUAAUCCGGAAUUGAAAGUUCACGAUGAUGUCAGAUAUAUUACCGAACUAUUGGUCAGAGCAAAUACAUCCACAAAGGAUAUCUUGUUUAUCAAUAAACAGUUAAUCAAGAAUCAUCUUAAAGGCAGGAUUAACUUGGAAAGCACCCAUUUUUUGAUUACCUCUUUUGAUGUUAAAGACGCAAGGCUAUGGGUAAAAACUCGGAAUCCGUGGAACGUGAACGUUAAUAGAUCCAUAGAUCACAAUCUAGAACAGUUUUUUGGUGAGGGCGGCUUGGAUCCGGAAUUACGUGAUGCCGUGCUUUACUUCAAACCGCGAGAACAUCGUUAUAAUCAUACUUGUUUAGUGUUGGCAACUAAGGAACAAAGAUCACUGGCGAGACAAUACGGACAUCAGAAAUAUAUUAUAUUAAAUGGAACAUUUCCAACCGGUAACAAAAAGAUUCGGCUUUACAUUAUAAUGGUUGUUGAUGAAUUUAAAAAGGGAAUUCCCGUUGGUUAUCUUUUGUUCUCGAGACCGGGUGAUCCAGAAAUGAUUGGAACCAGUAAUCACGAGUACUCAAUACUGAAGAAACUCUUGGAAGAGUAUAAGACAAAGCUAAGUGAUGAUUCCGAAAAUCCCCAUGUGAUAUUCACUCCCAAGGUCGCAAUCGUAGAUUUAGAUGCCCGUGAACGAAUUGCCGUGAGCGAAGUUUGGAAUAGGAUCCAAAUACUCUUUUCAUCUUCUCAAGUGCAUUCAUGUUGGAGAACGAAGGCCUCUCAAUUGUUGGGAACCGGUGGCGAUGAAAAGGUAGUGAAAAUCCGCCAAGACUUAAUCAAAGAGUUGAAUGUCCUAUUUAAUGAGUUGCAACAGGCAUCUACAGCAAAUGAGAUUAAUGAAAAACUUGGUGUCAUGGAAACUUUGGCAUCUGAACAUUUUUCACAAGCAUACGAUCAAAAAUUUGAUUCGAAGAUUCUAGCGUUGUAUGAUGGACAGCGUGAGAUGAUUCGAUUCCUUCGGAAUUGUCGAAUCAGUGAGAACAUGGAAAUGUGGACUUCUUACGGCAGAAGUAAGGCUGCGGAAUCAAUGGGAGUUGACGUGAAUUCAAUACCCUGGUCAGUGGAGCAUUUGGAAGGAUUCAAGGCUCAAUUCAGCCCAUCCCGUAUGUUAAGAUUUCAGAAGAAGGGACACCUCUUACGAUUGGAUGUAUUAAGUUUCUUGCUCAUAAAGUUCAUUACUCCUGUGUGCAAUACACAACGUCGUCUAUGGAGUGAGAUUGAGAUGUUUAUGGCGAAUGAACAGUCUGCACUAAAUGCAGUAGUCAACAGUAAGAAACUGGGGGAAGGACAAUUGCGAGCAUUGCUGACACGAUAUAUCAACACAAUUGCAUUUGAAGAAAAUGAUCCGAGGAUACAGGAAAUUGCAAGAUAUUUUAUAAGUACUGAGAAAAUCACAUUCGUUGAGUACAAUGGUCAAUCUCUCUAUGUCACCGUGAAAUCAGAUGAGAGCAACGAGGGCAUGGAUUCUUACGUGGUCGGUCUAUUACCAACCAUCAAUUGUCAUUGUGUUCAUUAUUUAGUUAGAGGUGGUGCUUGUGCUCACAUUCUGGCAGCAAUCCAUGCAGUAAAUUGGUUGCGAGAUCAACCACCAGAUCGCAAACCCGAUUACCGGUCAUUUGUUGAACAAGAACAUCGAGCAAUUCCAUUUAUUCAGUUGCCUUUACGAAAAGUUGCACUCGAACAGUUAAAAUCUCAAAAAGAAAGGAAAGUGUUCUAUGUUGAACCCAAUAAUGAAAUGGACGAAGAAAGUGAUUCUGAUAGCGAGUAUGAAGAUUUUGAUCAUAUGGAUUCCCACGUUCCAACUUUUUUGGAAUUAGAUUCUUGGACACAUGAUGACAGCACAAGAAAUUCCGGAAACUUUGAGCCACCUCCAAUAAUUGUGCCCAGUGGAGAGGAGCCUUAUCAGACCAUAGGCCACCGAGAAGCAACAAAUGAAAUUCAAAAGUGGAGUCACGCAUUAUUGGUUGCAACCAAUAGGUUAUGGGCAAAUUUGAGCGACAUGCGAAAUAUAUAUAAUAAAUUGAAUCAACAUCGAACGCACACUCCCACGGGUGUGAGAUCUGACCUGAUAUCAGUAGACAAUGAAUUGAUCGCAAAGUUAAAAACCAUAUUAGACAACGAGGACAUUAGAAAUUUAACGGUCACUUUGAGCACCGUAAAGAGAAUUAUAGAUUUAAACCUACCGGAAGAGAGUGAAAUAGGUGAUAAUUCACAAAAUAACGAUGGGCACCUGAAAUUUCCUAGAAGUAUACAUGAUGUAAAAUUACUUCAUGAAGCUUUGGCAGGCCACGGCGGUGGAGGCUUUCAUGUUGUCAUAUGUUUUGUGACCGUUUUUAUUUAUCUUCAAUCAUUUGCCAUUCCAGGUAGCGUGAUGCUAAGCGUGUUGAGUGGAGCUUUGUGGGGAAGUUGGAAAGCUUUGUUUCUUGUCUGCUUGUGUUCUUCCACGGGGGCUACGAUUUGUAAUUUCUUAUCUUUCUACUUCGGAAGGGUCAUUUCAAGAAAAGUAACGCCAUUCUUGCCGAAUUGGUUUAUUAAUGUCGCUUCACCUCAUUUGAGCGUUGACGCUAGUGUAUUUUUUUGGGCCACUUUAAUUGGUGUAGGCCCACUCUCAUUUAUCCAUGUGAAAUCCGGAGAAACCAUUCACAUGCUAUCCGAAACCGACAACUUCACAUUCUUCACAUUUCAAAAUGUUCUAACGAUGGGACUGAUUGCAGUGGCAGCGUUGAUCCCCGUAAUUUUUAAAGAAGUAUUUGAGAAAAAGUUCAAGAACGACAACGUGAUUUACAAAGCAGGAUCCAAAAAUUGGAAUAAAGUGAAGUAG
Molecule: messenger RNA, 2982 nt
Organism: Acaulospora morrowiae
Lineage: Eukaryota; Fungi; Glomeromycota; Glomeromycetes; Diversisporales; Acaulosporaceae
Source: the annotation of a GenBank genome assembly